Mitosporidium daphniae is the source of this 1176-nucleotide messenger RNA. RefSeq lists its product as uncharacterized. Gene Ontology annotation, molecular function: RNA binding. Lineage: Eukaryota; Fungi; Microsporidia. The record is from RefSeq and is a predicted model, not a curated record. The transcript has 2 exons. The coding region runs from base 1 to 1176 and encodes 391 amino acids.
AUGUCCACGGCUGCCAAGUACAUUGGCUCUCGCAUCAGCCUUAUAACCAAGUCCCAAAUUCGAUACGAGGGUAUUCUAUUUGCGCUAGACCAUGAAGCAUGCUCCGUAUCCAUAGAACAGGUUAAAUGCCUGGGAACGGAGGGCAGAAACAACGGUAUUCGCGAAAUAGCACCAUCCCCAACCAUUUACGAGAUGAUUGUUUUUCGCGCCUCCGACAUUAUCGAGCUAAAAAUUAUCAACGCUAGCCCGGUGGUGGAUCCAGCCAUCCUGUCAUCGUCGUCAACCCCAAGUCGCCCUGGCUCGGGAGGUAGCAAUGAUGCCACUGGCAAUAAAGCCGGUCCUGGCACGAAGGCAGCUAUCUCUAACCCAACUGAAAAGGACAAACCCAUGAUUUCAACGAUGCCAACGAUGACCAAAAUUAGCCACUUCUCAGCAGAGUCGACAAAGGCAUCAAAUGUAACUACACAAGCAAGCAACAAAUCGAGCGUUUCGCCAUCGAUUGAAAGAAAAGAAAAGCCAAUCGGCAAGACAGCAACUGUAGUCCCUCUAUCGACCGAGGAGUCUAAUCAAAAACUGCUGAGCACCUCAACAUCUUCGGUUACCAUUAUUGAUCCAGCGCCUUUGUCCAAGGCUAGCGAAUUAAAGCCAGCAAGGACAUACGAGCCCAUAGGCCAAAAGACAGAAGGAAAUGACAUUCGGCCAUUUUCUUCUUCCACGGGCACUUCAAACCCCCCACCUAUGCAGCAUGCAAAACCACAUCCUGUGACGACCCCAAAGGUCCAUGAAAAUAAAAGGGUACCAAGAGAGAGAAAAGCUGGGUUCCCUCGAGAAUUCGAUAUGGAUCGCGCAAACCGUCGAUUUGAAAAUAUUCUCGCAAAAGAUGGGCUUCCUGAGCCCCAAAUGCAAUCUACAUGCUAUGACUCGAAUGCAUCUUUUUUCGAUUCGCUUACAUCUACCGAUUUAUCGUCCACUGGUGGUUCAGCAAAUAAAUCGUCGGCUAGGAAAGACAUCCGUUUGAACGUAGAAACAUUUGGGACUGUAGCUUAUAGCACAAAACCCUCCUACUAUCAGAAGACCCCUUCAAAAGGCCACAAAAACACACGCAAGUACCCAGGAAAGGGUUCUGGUACUGGAAGCCAACCCCAAUUUCGACUCUCUUCAUCUUCAUCAGCUUAA